Benincasa hispida (wax gourd) is the source of this 2912-nucleotide messenger RNA. RefSeq names its product ABC2 homolog 13 (gene ATH13). The record is from RefSeq and is a predicted model, not a curated record. Lineage: Eukaryota; Viridiplantae; Streptophyta; Magnoliopsida; Cucurbitales; Cucurbitaceae. Gene Ontology annotation, biological process: regulation of response to reactive oxygen species.
AAUUGUAAUUCUCUUGGUUCGCUGUUCACUUCUCCACUUCUCCUUCUCCCUUCCACUUCUUUGCUCUUUCCACCAUUACAGUCUCUUUCUUUCUCCCGCGUUUCAGAGCUAGGGUUCGGUCUUAUGUUUCACUGACCUUCAAUUUCGGUUCCCUGUGGAAGGAUUUUAUUCUUCUACUUCUUCAUGGCUACUUCAUUGCCUAUACCCGAACUUGUCUUCGUCUCACCGAAGCGUCUUCUAUCUUCUUCCAGUCCCAGAUGUUCGCUCUAUAGGAUUCCUCUCUCUAGAACUCGCAGGUUUAGUGUUCUUCUUCGCACGAAGCUCCAGGCUGUCAGAGAAGACGGUGUGGUUGCUGAAGAGAGAGAAAAUGAGCUGAUCAAGGAAGUUAAUGGAUAUGGACUUGGAAGUAAUGGAGCUGCUUACAAUGCGAAUGGUGAUUACAGGUAUAAUGGUUGGGUUAAUGGCGGAGUUACGGCUGUGGAGAGUGAGAGUGGUGGAACCAAUGGGACCUUGGUGAAGUAUGUUAAUGGGAAUGGUAUUGCUGCGGCGGUGGUGGGAGAAAUUCAAGCUUCGGAGUCUGUGGAGGAGGGGAGGAAGAAGAGGAUAGAGGAGAUUGGUAAAGAAGAGGCCUGGUUUAAGCGGAGUGACCAGCAACAAAUCGAGGUUUCUGUGGCGCCUGGGGGACGCUGGAAUAGAUUUAAAACAUAUUCGACAAUUCAGAGAACCUUGGAGAUAUGGGGAUUUGUUUUUAAUUUUAUCAUCAAGGCUUGGCUUAACAAUCAGAAAUUUACUUAUCGAGGAGGAAUGACAGAGGAGAAGAAGGUCGCCAGAAGAAAGAUCCUAGCUAAGUGGUUGAAAGAAAACAUUUUAAGAUUAGGUCCAACUUUUAUUAAAAUUGGUCAGCAAUUUUCCACAAGAGUGGAUAUUCUUCCACAAGAGUAUGUUGACCAAUUGUCAGAGCUUCAGGAUCAAGUUCCUCCUUUCCCUUCUGAGACAGCAAUAUCAAUAGUUGAAGAAGAGCUUGGAGGUCCUGUGGCCAGUAUAUUUGAACGGUUUGAUCAGGAACCGAUAGCUGCUGCUAGUCUUGGUCAGGUUCAUCGUGCAAGAUUGAAGGGGCAGGAAGUUGUGGUGAAAGUACAAAGGCCAAGUCUAAAGGAGCUCUUUGAUAUUGAUCUUAAGAACCUAAGGGUCAUAGCAGAAUACCUUCAAAAACUUGACCCAAAGUCAGAUGGUGCAAAGAGAGAUUGGGUUGCUAUAUAUGAUGAGUGUGCAAAUGUCCUGUAUCAGGAGAUAGAUUACACCAAGGAAGCAGCUAAUGCUGAGCAGUUUGCAAGCAACUUUAAAAACUUGGACUACGUGAAAGUCCCAUCAAUAUUCUGGGACUAUACUACCCCACAGGUUCUGACUAUGGAGUAUGUUCCUGGAAUUAAAAUAAAUAAGAUUAAAGCUCUGGAUCAACUAGGCAUUGAUCGAAAACGGUUAGGACGUUAUGCUGUUGAAUCUUACCUGGAGCAAAUUCUGUCACAUGGAUUCUUCCAUGCAGAUCCUCAUCCUGGGAAUAUUGCUGUCGAUGAUGUCAAUGGAGGAAGGUUGAUCUUUUAUGAUUUUGGAAUGAUGGGAAGUAUCAGUUCAAAUAUCAGAGAGGGUUUGCUGGAAACGUUCUAUGGAGUGUACGAGAAAGAUCCAGACAAGGUUCUUCAAGCAAUGAUUCAAAUGGGGGUUCUUGUGCCUACUGGAGAUAUGACGGCUGUUAGACGAACAGCUCAAUUCUUCCUCAACAGUUUUGAAGAACGUUUGGCUGCACAGAGAAGGGAGAGAGAGAUGGCAACUGCCGAACUUGGUUUUAAGAAACCAUUGACAAAGGAGGAAAAGUUAAUGAAAAAAAAGGAACGCCUAGCUGCAAUUGGGGAAGAUCUAUUAGCCAUUGCAGCAGAUCAACCAUUUCGGUUUCCUGCCACAUUCACAUUUGUUGUUAGAGCAUUUUCAGUAUUAGAUGGCAUUGGGAAAGGCCUUGACCCACGAUUUGAUAUUACUGAAAUUGCCAAGCCAUAUGCUCUGGAAUUACUGAAGUUUCGGGAAGCUGGAGUUGAGGUUGCCUUGAAGGAUUUCAGAAAGAGAUGGGACAGGCAAUCUCGUGCAUUCUAUAACUUAUUUAGACAGGCCGAAAGAGUGGAAAAACUUGCUGAAAUUAUCCAAAGAUUGGAGCAAGGUGAUCUCAAGCUUAGAGUUCGGGCUUUGGAGUCUGAAAGAGCAUUCCAACGUGUUGCAACAGUUCAGAAGACGCUAGGAAAUGCAAUAGCUGCUGGAAGCCUAAUCAACGUUGCAACAAUAUUAUAUAUCAACUCCAUUCGGAUGCCUGCCACUAUUGCCUAUAUCUUUUGUGCCUUUUUUGGGUUUCAAGUGCUCUUCGGUCUUAUCAAAGUCAGAAGAUUAGAUGAACGGGAGAGGUUGAUAACAGGAACCGCUUGAAAAAUAGGUUUCAGAGUUGUGAUUUACAGCAAAUGAAUCUACUUACAAUCCAUCAUCAAAUAGUAGAUAGAAAGCACUAGUCUGUAGCCUGAGGUAUACAUCAUCUAAAGAUUACAUUAAGAUGAUAUGGGUAGAAAACGUGAGCACUUCUUCCAAGCUUGCUGAAGAUACGAAUUAAUUUUCAGCAUAUGGUUGGUUAACCAGCUCUGUUUUCCGAGUAUUUUGACUCCCCAGGUGUGUCGUCAAAGUCGCAGCAGUUAUUUUUAAACAAUGAGUAUUGAAAUUGGAAUGAUAUAUGUACCAUUUUAUUAGACAUUGGAAAAAGUCGAUAUAUUAUGCAGAAUGCUGCAGCAUAGAGUUACUUUUUCUUCCCUCGUUAAUGUACAUAUGUAGAUGCAAGAGAGACAUUAUUUAAUUCCGAGUCCCAUUGCUGGGUUCGUUUC